UUGGCGCUUAGUUUGAUGAGGUACAGCAGUGCCGUAAUAUUUGGACUUCGACUGGCCAGUAACCGACACCGGCAGUGCAUUCUCUCAUGGCGCACCUACCGACGUCGACACCAACUUGACGUUAGGCUACCGUACUGAAUCUGAACCAAACAUGCAGCGGAUGACGCGCGACCUGUUCACGGAGGACGAGGCGCCUCCGUUUAUGCUUACGUGAGGUGUGCAGCUGAGGCUGCAGAAGACGCUGUGUUGACAGCGACAACCAGGUGGCCUGGCCAUGUCCGUCUGGUCAGGGGACAUCCACGGUGGGAUUCAGCUGCCACCGAACUUCAAGAUGUCACACGACAAUGAAUCAGUCAAGUCAGGCCCCAGUGAGCGGUCCCGGAGGUCGUCGUCCUCUCGACACCAUAACCACAGCAACAACAUCCAGAACCACCACCAGCAGCACCACCAACAGCGGCAGCAGCAACAGCAAAAGCAAGAGGAUGGUCCCCAUCAGUCGUACCGUGCCAGCCGGAGGCACUCGCAUCGCUCCACUCGGUCGUGUCCCACGCAAGUCAAGGUUGGCGAUCGAAGGGAUGAGGUCAUCGAGGUGCAGAUUCUGCCGCAAGAUGAUAAUUGGGGCGACAACACGACUGCCAUCACGGGAAACACGAGCGAGCGUUCAAUGAGCGCCGAGGACGUGUCGAGGCUCGGUAGGGAGCCGGAAGGCACGCCCGGAGGGCUUUUUCGCUGCCAUAUGUGGGCCGGGACAGUGCUGACGAGCAUUCUGUCCUUAGCGGCAUUCCUCUCUCCGAUGGUGAUGGUAGCGCUACCACGAAUCGAAAUUCUAGAGUGGAAAGUGCAAAAGUGUGGACCAGAGUGUGACGGCCUUCUCAUCAGCUUCGCAUUCAAGCUGCUUAUCCUCGCGGUUGCCACCUGGGCUCUAUUCGUGCGAAGGCCUCGUGCAACGAUGCCACGAAUAUUCAUCCUGAGAGCGGUGGUGCUCGCCCUGGUCUUUGUGUUCAUCUUCUCAUACUGGCUGUUCUUCUGUGUCCGCAUCUACGAGCGACGCCACCAGGACUACGAGUUGACGUACCUGAGCAUAGUGCAGUUCGCUCUGUCCCUGGUGGACUCCCUUCUGUUUAUUCACUACAUGGCUGUCAUUCUUGUUGAAAUACGGCAGCUGCAGCCACAGUACUAUGUGAAGAUUGUGCGCUCACCCGAUGGCCAGAGCCGGAGCUACACAGUCGGCCAGCUCAGUAUACAGAGGGCAGCUGUAUGGAUGCUCGAGAAGUACUAUCAGGAUUUUCCCAUUUACAACCCUUACCUGGAAACGGUUCCAAGUCGUCACCGAAAGCAGCAACAGCAGCAGCAGGCUUUCAAGGUCUAUGACGUUGAUGGUGUCGCAGAAGAUGACCAAGCUCCGCUAAACCAGACAGUUCUGCCUGGACGACGGUCAGGUCACAAUGAUCGAUUUUACGAGGAGCAUGAAUACGAGCGGAGAGUGCGGAAGCGCAGAGCCAGGCUCGUGUCAGCAGCCGAGGAAGCAUUUACUCACAUCAAACGAAUGCAAGAUGAAAAUGGGCCGGCCAUUCCAAUGGACCCUACUGAAGCCGCGCAGGCCAUCUUUCCGUCCAUGGCCCGUGCUCUGCAGAAGUACUUGCGCAUCACCCGCCAGCAGCCCCGUCACACCAUGCAGGGGAUCCUAGAGCACCUGUCACAGUGCCUUCACUAUGACCUCAGCCCAAAGGCCUUUCUCGAGAAGUACAUUCAGUCUUCGCCCGUGCUCCAGGACGAUCGCGAGUUGCGCCCAGUCCAGACGUGGGCGCUCGUUUGCGAUGUGCUGCUGUCGCGGCCUCUCAAGCCCGGAGUCACGUUUCUCCUCAGGCAGGGUGAGGUGUCCCUGCUGGUCAGCGUCCAUGCCCUGCCUCACUUCAACGUCACCGAGGAGAUUGUCGACCCAAAGUCCAACCGCUUCGUGCUUCGGCUGAAUUCUGAGACCUCGGUGUGACGCCAGGUGUGAGGGGCGUUCCCUUGUCGGAUGAUUCACCGCUGACAAUAUUACUCACACUAGUGUCAACUACAGGACUUAUUUGUGGCACUGGGUGUUACAAAUGUGCUUGUUUUGAUCGAGCGUCUUGCAAGAUAGACUUUCACAGAAGUUUCCGCCGGCUUAAAGACAUUGGUGUGAUGCUGGUUGUAACGGACACUCUUCCCAUUCGGUCAGAGAUUUUCUGCGAGAGACCAAGGAAAGAGCGGGCGUCAGCGUGACGGUGCAGUGUGAAUGACACGGGUUAGAGCGUUGCAUGUUGGUGUGUUGUGUUUUGCUGUCCAGCCUGUGAUCUCUUUCCUAAAAUAGGACGUCCCUAAAAGUACAUGUUUGGGUGGAAGUGUUGGACUAGGCUGAAUGGUUUGCAGUCCUGUUGCUUACCUAGCCAUCUUAGUAAGCUUGUCACUGUUUGUAGGUCUGCUGUAGAAUAUCUGGCGAUAAGAACUACUCAACCAGCUCAGAACAAUUAUGUGAAGUGUACGUCACCUUGCAGGAUAUAUAGUAGUUAGUCUUUUGUUACUUUAAAUCACUGUCCCCUGCCAAAUAGUGUUGUAGAAAUCACCACUAGGACAUAUGUCAGCAAUAUAGUGUAAUGUGUUAUGAACACUACUUUUUACAUUUGAAGUUGUGUGUUUACAUUUGAAAUUGUUAGAAAAGCACCUCAAUGAGACAUAUGCAACGGACUUAUGAUUAUCUGAUUCAUGGGCCUUCACAGCUGUCACUACUUAACAGGCAUGUUAUAUAAACAGGCUCGAAUCAGUCACACAUUAGUUGCCAAAACCAAAGACGCAACUGAUAUCCCCUUAAGGUAUAUCAAUAACAAUAUGUUACUAUGUUGCUCAUGAACAAAUUGAUAGUAUUGCAGACUCUAUCUGUAAUUCCAGAGAGUACAGUUGAGGAAUUAAAUUCUCACGUUUAACUUUCUUGUACUCUACAUGUAGUACUUGCAUGUCUGACCUACUGUGAAUGCCCAUCAUUAACAUAAUGUGAUGUGCAUCAAUUUAAAGCAAAAUAUGAAAUUUUGUCACUUUUAAGAUUUGGUGAUCUAAGGCAUCAAUUUUGUUAAAUUCUAAAUAGGACGUGUUUAAAUAAUGUAACUUUACGUGCCACAUGAAUUCAUAUGCCAUUUUGUAUAAUUUUUUCUGACUGCAAGUACGAAACAGAUCGUAAUCUGCUUGUGUUCACUCUCCAUCUCAGAAGAAAAUACUGCCCACUAUUCUUCAUGACUUGGCAUUCAUUCCCAUGUACCAUGCAAUGAACUCGUGUUUGCUAUCACUACCACAAGAGCUUGAACCCAGCUUGUCCUCACACUCAGGAAUUAUAAGUCGUUUUUUCUCCCACUUAUUUCAUUGAAAAUAUUGCUAUAAAGCUCUGAACAAUCACAUGGAUUCUAUCAAUGGAAAUUUUUUUUUCUCCUAAUUUGAACUGUCAAUUCAGAAGUGUGACUCUAACAUGUGUCUAUACGAUACACAAGUUGCAAUGUGGCAAGUAACUAUUUCUUGAAAAUUGCUGCAGAUCAAAAACACUCUGAAAUGCAUGGAGCAAGGCUUUUGGGGCUGGACUGCUUUCGUAGCUUUCACAGUAUUGUUUAGUAUGUUUAAAAUUGAGUACAGUGAGCUAAUUGCUUCAAUUAGAUAGUUAUGUGUAAGUAAACUGGCUGCUUUUAACAGUAAUGAAAAGAGCUCCUGAUGCCAGGUAAUUGCAGCUUAGCCUUUCAGACUGCCAUGUUGCAGACAUCUUUCCAGCAGGCAUAGCUGCACAGCCUUUAUACUACGACGUAUAAGUAUAGUUAGGUGUGUUGUGCUUUUUGCCAGUGCAGUGUACAUGUCAGUGAUGUGGGUGUAUAUUGUGAAAGUGCACAUGUAUGUAUAUAGCCAAAAGAAUCGCUUUUUUUUGCCACGAAGCAACUAC
This is a messenger RNA of Rhipicephalus microplus (southern cattle tick), 3940 nucleotides long. It is a transcript of the gene Vang, whose product is annotated as Strabismus domain-containing protein Vang. The record is from RefSeq and is a predicted model, not a curated record. Gene Ontology annotation, biological process: multicellular organism development. Gene Ontology annotation, cellular component: membrane. NCBI's taxonomy places the organism in Eukaryota, Metazoa, Arthropoda, Arachnida, Ixodida, Ixodidae.